AUGGCGUCCAAAGCAGUAGCAAAGGCUGCUGGAGGCGUGAUGAGCGUCAGCCAGAAACAAACCCUGCAGUCUACGGGAAUCUGGGACCGCAUCCGCCGCGUCCUCGCCGUCGACCCCAACCGCAGCUCCGGUGUACCGCUGAACCCAUACUACCGCAACCCGAACCCGGGCAGCAACGACCCGCUCGCCUACGACGACCCCGUCACCAUCCCGGCCGGUGACAUUGCAGACAACCCCUACUGGAAGCGCGACGCGCGGCGCAACUACCCCAAGCUCUCGUUUGUCAACCAGGCUGAUGCCGUUGCCCUCCUGGGCGUCGGCAGCGCCGCCAGCCCCAAGCAGGAGCUGAUUGGUGAGGCCGGAGAGCAGGCCCUGGUGGCUGCCAAGAGCGAGGGUGUCGAGGGUGGUCUGGCCAAGUUCUUCGAGGCCAAGGGCCCGGCGACGGCACAGGAGUUGUUGGUAAAUGGUCUGCCACCGCUGCCCAGCGGCCAGGCCCUCAAGAAGGAUGGCAGUGGCCUGUGGGAGGCAAAGCAGUACGAGCUGGUGGAGGAGCAAACAUACCCUGACGACGCGUACCCGUGCCGUGUGUUCAAAUAG
Molecule: messenger RNA, 597 nt
Organism: Pestalotiopsis fici W106-1
Lineage: Eukaryota; Fungi; Ascomycota; Sordariomycetes; Amphisphaeriales; Sporocadaceae
Product: NADH-ubiquinone oxidoreductase subunit A
Exons: 3
Coding region: 1-597 (198 amino acids)
Source: RefSeq, a predicted model, not a curated record